This is a messenger RNA of Cololabis saira (Pacific saury), 2868 nucleotides long. RefSeq lists its product as uncharacterized. The record is from RefSeq and is a predicted model, not a curated record. The transcript is spliced from 2 exons. Lineage: Eukaryota; Metazoa; Chordata; Actinopteri; Beloniformes; Belonidae. Bases 376 to 1245 code for a protein of 289 amino acids.
AGACAGGGCGGAGGGAUGAAGAAUCGAAACUAACCGGGAGCUCCUGUCUUUAUCAUUUCAGACCCCUCGGGUGCGUCUUUUUUCUUUAAAAAUAGAGAUCAACGACAAAUGUAGGCACUUUUUUUUCCGGAGUAUUUUGAAGACGUCUAGACUCCAACGUGAAACAUCGUAUCAGAGCGGAAGCUCCCCUAACAAAAAUUAAUCGGGAGGCGCCGAACAGCUAAUCAUCCGAAGAAGAAGAAGACGACAUAAUAGAAGGCGACGAAGAAGAAGAAGAAAGGGCGGAAGUGAGCGGGAGUUUUGGGCGUGCCGUCGUUUUGAGCGAAUAUCUCUCGGUCAAAGGCGAUCUCCGCCGCGGACCUGUCAACAACUAGGAUGUGGGCGUCGUGCCGGACGGUGCUCGUGUUCACGCUGCUGUGCGCGGCCUGGGCCAUGAAGGAGGAGCCCAGGUACUUCAAGGAAGGCGGUUCGUUGAAGAUCAAGCCGGUGUCCGUGUCUGAACCGAUCACCGUCAUCACGUGGAAGUGCAGCGGGGACGUGGUGGCCGAGUGGGUCAAAGACAAGAUCGAGCUGGAGUACCUGGGCCGGUUCAAAGGCCACGCCUCACUGGUGCUCGCCACAGGCGAGCUCACGUUGAGCAACAUGAACGCCCAGCUCGCCGGAACCUACACGGUGGAGAUCAACUACCAGGUCCAGCCCGUGGGCUACAAGGCCGUGAUCCUGAAGUCGGUUCCGACCCCCAGCGUGGCCGUGCAGCCGCUGGCGUGCACGAGGGACCGGGGCUCGUGCACGCUGGUGUGUGAGGGGGACGUGGCCGGAGCAGAACCGGCGACUUACUCUUGGAAGGAGGAUGCUGGAGACUGGAGCCGCGGGGAGGAGAGGAAGGAGAUCCUCAACUCCACCCGGGCCGUCCAGACCUUCUCCUGCAGGCUGAAGAACCCGGUCAGUUUUAAGGAGAGUGAACCCUUCAAGAACCCGUUCUACGGGGAGGCUCCUGGUUCUGGUUCUAGUACUGGAGCUGUGGUGGGUGGGGUUAUCGGCGCGCUGCUGGGUCUGGGUCUCAUAGGAGCAGGUGUAUUUGCAUACCUGACACUAAAGAAAGGUCCCCAGAACACGGACUCUCCACCAGCUGCUGGAACACCCCUCGCUGAGAAUAACGUGGACCCUCCACCAGCUGCUGGAACACCCGCCCCUGGGAAGACUGAAGGGGACAAACUUUUAAAUGAUAAAGACAGUCCCGCAUGAAACAUGGACCUGCUCCUUCAUGGAGGUCUGCAUGUUAAGCAACAUUCUCGUGGGAACAACAUUUUUACUUGACUUCUCGUUUAUUCAUUGUGCCUUUUUUAAAAAAAAAAAAAAAAGAAAGAAAGAUAAUUCACGUAAAAGCCACAAAAGAAUGAAAAUAUCAUUGUCUGGGUUGAUGGGGAGACGCCCACCCUGCAUCUGCAUCUGCAUGUCCUAAUUAAGUGACAUUCUCAUGGGAAGAACAUUUUUAUUUGAAUUCUCGUUAAUUGAUUGUGCCUUUUUAAAAAAAAAAAAAAAAAAAAGAAAGGAAGAUAAUUCACAUAAGACCCACAGAAGAAUAAGAAAAAAAAACAACAAAAAAACAGAGCUCCUGACCUCCUCCGUCAGGUGUUCCCGGUGAGGGGGGACUGGGUCUGGAAAUGUCCCCUGGUCAGUUCCUCCCACCAGGGCUCUGCUCCCAGCGCUGCCUUCGCACCCCUAAAGGAAAGAACAUUUUAACCAAAAAUUACUCUGGAUCUUAAGUGCGAUUAAUCUGAGCAGAGCAGAAGUGCCACAAACGAACGAAGCGUUUAUCCAGAGCGGACUGUCAUACGAUCACUGUGUUGGUUGUUAUUUUGCCUUGUCAGAAGAAACUAGGUGAGUUUUUGCCUGUGUGGCUCAUCUGUGGACUCACCUGGGGGCCGAGGUGGAGAGUAUCACCACCCCGAAGCGGGCUCCUGUGUGCUUUUAUGUCUAUUUUUUUUUUAAAUUAAUUUGCUAUUUGCAGAACACUGGAAACGAAGGUUUCAGCACUUGUCCUGAAUGUAUUUAACAACCUCACCACUGCAACGUCUAGGCCUUUUUUUUUUUUUAAGGGAGGGGGGGCUUUAAAGUUGCCGUCUUCUACACAAUCAUCUCAGUUUGUGCUUACGAGGUCGUUUCCCGUCAAGUUCUGACCUCGUUUCCCGUCAAGUUCUGCCGGGGCGAGCUGAAGCAACAGGAAGAGCUGAUUGGGGAUAAAAAUACGACCUGCAUUUCGUGUAAAUUAUAGCUUGAUGCAAUGUAAACGAACAUAUCUUUUCAAUCUGUCCUGUGUUUUCAUUUUGCUUCUCUGUUGUUGAAAUAUUACCGUAUAUAGUCAUGAAUGUUUUUAAGUUUUGUAUGUUGGAGAGACACAAGGGAGUUUUUAAGAUGUUCAGCUCAGGCUUUUCUGUAAGAAUGUGGAAGUUGAGUCACUUUUAUGGGCGUCGGAGAGUUAUUAUUAAGUUUCCAUCUUCACUUCCUGUAGUUUUAAUCUUUCUGAUGCUGUUCUGAGACGUCUCAGAUGUCCUGAUGUGUUACCACGAGGCCGUAUGAAAGGAGUGGGGCCGAGAGCUGGAUGACACUUCUUAAAAGUAAUCAAGUACUCCUUCAAAUGACAUCAAACCUGAGAUCUUAACAUGAAAUCACUUCACUGUUAUUUUAUCCCAACUUAGUCACAGAUGCCAGGAUAAUUUAUGUUAUCACUUGUGUGGAUGAUUUUAAAAUGAGUCUUAACUGCCCUGUCAUGAGAGGUGAUUCGCUGUUACAUCUGAUUAUAUCCUGGAAGAUUGUAUUUGCAGCCAUCGUAUUUAUUGUGGCACAAAAUAAAAAAAACUUUGAGCA